Messenger RNA from Closterium sp. NIES-65, 2196 nucleotides. The record is from the annotation of a GenBank genome assembly. Lineage: Eukaryota; Viridiplantae; Streptophyta; Zygnematophyceae; Desmidiales; Closteriaceae.
AUGGAUUCAGCUCAUUCGUCCACGCCUUCCGCCCUUUCCGCCACGAUUGACGGGACCAGCGACGCGGCGUUAGAGGAGGCCAUCUCGUCGGCGCAGACCGCCAUCGCGGGGCUCGUGCAGGCCGUCCACGUGGCAAAGCGCAAGCAGCUCCAGCUCCGCCGCCGAUCGCGGGGAACUCGAGACAACUCGACGCUCGGCGAUAAUCCCCCCGUAUCCGCCGUGACUCGCGCCAUGAACGACGGAGGAGUCACCUGUCCAAUUCACGCUGCCUAUCCCUCCGCUCCCGGCGGGCCGCCGGGAGUAUCAUUCCACGCCAGAGAAUCCGAGUUUAUUGGCGGGUCAAAUGCGGUUCCAGGCGCUUCUGGCCGCUACUUUCCACCAGCGCAUUAUUCAUCAGGUGAUAUUCGCGCCGCGAGCUGCGGCGGCGGUGGCGGCGGCGCGAUGGGUGCUGCUGCCGCUCUAUCAGGAGGCGGCAGCAUGUGGAGCCCCGUGAUUCCCGUUCCGCCGGCAUUCGCGGCGGGGUUCCACAUGCUGCCGCCCCCAGGGGUUCCUUUCGCGUUGCCUCCGCCGCCGGCGGCCGCGCUGGCUGCUUUCCGCGGAUUCGGCGGAGCUGCUGCGCUUGCUCCGAGCGAAACUCCUGCCAGCCCCGCGCUUCUGGGGGAGAAACGGCGCCGCGGACGACCGCGCGGGUCAGGCACAGGAAAUAAGCGGAGCAAAACGAUGGCGGCGGUGGCGGUUGUAGGGGGAGAGAAGCCGCAGGUCGCGACUGCGACUGCCACUGGCAGUGGCAGUGGUCGGGCGCUGAGUGUUGGGCGCAAGUCACGCGGCGGCGAUCACCGAGCAAGCAAGCACUGCCAACGCUCCGAGUCUGCUGCGGACAGCGGCAGCGUCGGAAGUGGUAGCGCAGGAGGGGGAAGCGCUGCUGUGGAGAGCGCUGAUUCCGAGAUCUCUGCGCCAACCAUCACAGCGGCAGAUGCGGCUGGUGCGGCAGCGGCAGCGGCGGCGUUGGGCGGCACGCCGGGCAGCGGGAUGUAUAAGGGUGUGCGGCAGCGGCGGUGGGGCAAGUGGGUGACGGAGAUCCGAGAGCCGAGCCGGCGGUCGCGCAUCUGGCUGGGGUCGUUUGACUCGUGGGAGGACGCCGCGCGCGUGUAUGACAUGGCCGCCUGGCUGCUGCGCGGACCCAAGGCACAACUCAACUUCCCCCCGCCGCCUCCUCCAAAGGGCAAAUCCUGCUGUCCUGCCGCUACAGGUGCUGCAGGCGAUGCAGCUGCUGCAGGAGGCGCUACAGACAGUGCAGGCGACGCAGCCUCUGCAGGCGCUACAGCCAGCACAGCUGAAGGCUCUUCUGAGAAGACCGGCCCUGCCCUGCUCCCCGUGCUGAUGCCGGCCACUACAGCCGACGCGCUGCUGACGGCGGCCCGUGGGUGUGCCACGUGGCAGGGCGCGGAGGACGCCGUUGCUGAGCUGGCAGCGGCGCUUAAGGCUGUGGAGGGCAAGGGGGGCAUGGUGGAGGUGACCGGUGGGCCGGCUGCUAGGAGGUUCGCGGCUGGAGAGUGGGUCGGGGAGCUGGUUGGCGACGGUACGGAGGAGUCUGGAGCGGUGGAGUGCAGUGCUGAGGGGGUGCAGGAGAGCGACUUGGAAGCGGCGUUGAAGCCGCUUCUUGCUGCAGUGGAUGGGGGGAAGAGCAGUGAUUCGGGCAGUGAGAAGAGCACCGGGCCUUGCAAUAGCUUCUCUGGUAGCGACGAUGGCAACAACAGCAAUGACAUCAGCGACAGCAAUGGCGAUGGCACCGACGGUCACGAUGGUAUUGACAGGCUUCACAGCCUGGAUAGCCUGGAGUCGUUUCUGGAGGGCAGCAUCGGGAACCCUGGCACUGACACUGACACGCACGGCUCCACGGCUCGUUCCGCAUUCUCCUUCUGGCUAGAUGGCGACUGCGACCUGGACUGCAACAUGCCGUCGCUGCUGCACGAGACUCCCCUGGACGAGCCGGGGAUGAUGCAGACGGGGAUGAUGGGGAUGGGGAUGGAAUAUGAAGGCAAGAUGGCUAUGGAACAUGGGCGCAUGCUCGUGUUGGAUGAUCAUGCUGGUUUUUGCGAUGGCUUGGACAUGCUAGGCUCUGUGCCGGCUGUAGUGGGGACAGCCCAUGAGGGCCCCGGGGCUGGGCUGUCGGAGUUCAACCUGUGGGAUCUCUAG